AUGGCCAAGUUCGACAUCGAGGUCGCGAGGUCCAAGUUUCCUGCUCUGCAGCACGACCAAGUCUUCUUCGACAGCGCCGGUGGCAGUCAGACCCUGGGUGGCGUCAUCGACUCCAUCCGCGACUAUCUUUCCAACACCAAUGUCCAGCUAGGGGCAACGUACAAGACCGGCAAGCUAUCCACCGAUCGCUACAAGAAGGGCCAGGAGGCCGGCGCGAAGUACAUCAACGCCGAAGUGGACGAGAUAGUCUUCGGAUCAUCCACCACGCAGCUCUUCCGCAACCUCUCAUUCGCCUUGCAAUUCAGCGAAGGCGACGAGAUCAUCGUGUCGGGCCUCGACCACGAGGCCAACAUCUCGCCCUGGGUCGACCUAGCAGCGCGCCAGAAGCUCGUCCUGAAAUGGUGGUCGCCCGCGCCGUCCCCUAACCCGCAGCUCCUCGCCUCGAACCUCAAGCCACUCCUCUCCGCUAGGACGCGGCUCGUGACUUGCACGCACACGAGCAACAUCCUCGGCACCGUCACGGACGUCGCGUCGAUCGCUGCAGCCGUGCACACUGUCCCCGGCGCCCUGCUGUGCGUCGAUGCGGUAGCCUAUGCGCCGCACCGUCCUGUCGACGUCGUUGCGCUUGGGGUUGACUUCUAUGCUUUUUCUUGGUACAAAGUGUACGGCCCGCACAUCAGCAUGCUGUACGGGCGGCGCGGCGCCCUCGCGCGGGUGCGGUCCCUUGGGCACUUCUUCAACCCACACACCUCGCUCGAGAACAAGCUAGGACUCGCGGGCGCCAGCUACGAGCUAGUUCAGGCCGUGCCGGCCGUGGUGCUGGACUACCUGGGCGCGCCCGGCGCCUGGGACGCAAUCGCGGACCGCGAGCGCGAGCUGCAGACCGUACUACUAGAUUACCUGAACGGACGGCCCGACGUCACGGUGUACGGCGAGACGAGCGCGGACACGGCGCUGCGCGUGCCGACGGUGAGCUUCCGCGUCGAGGGCUGGGGGCCCCGCGACCUGGUCGAGGCCGUGGAGAAGGACACCGACUUCGGGUUCCGGUGGGGCGCGUUCUACUCAAAUCGCUUGGUUACGGAUGUGCUGGGGCUGGACUCCUCGGAGGGCGUUGUGAGGGUGAGCAUGGUGCAUUAUAAUACUGUCGAGGAGAUUAAGAGCUUUGUCGAGGCUCUUGAUAAGGUGCUGUCUAAGAAGGUGUAA
Molecule: messenger RNA, 1203 nt
Organism: Anthostomella pinea
Lineage: Eukaryota; Fungi; Ascomycota; Sordariomycetes; Xylariales; Xylariaceae
Source: the annotation of a GenBank genome assembly